CAAACGUGCUUAUCGUCGCGAUUAUUUUUGUAUGAUACACGUGUUAUAGAGAGUUUCGUUGUUAAUAGUUAAAACAUCCCCGGUAAAACUGCACCCUUCGCCAUGUCCGACUCCGACGAGGACCAUCAGCUAGAUACAGCUGCCCAUCGCAAGCUGUUGACCGGAAUUAACAGUCUUGUUCGUACUCAAGACAUCCAGGAAGCCACCCGUACUGAACCAUCACUGAAACGAUCGGAGUUUCACCUCGUCAAGGGUGGCCGGUUAGAUGAGGAUGGCCAGGAGCGUAGCAGCAAGCAUUCGGUUACCUUAGAGGACUUGCUUGGACAUUUGACGAAAACAAACCAGUGUCCGGAUGUUGUCAAAGAUUUGUCCAUGGUAGUUAAAGGUAAGCGAACACUUCAGAAGCCACUGGAAAAACCAGUAGCCGAUCGUAUUUCGCGAGAUGCGCUCUACGGUAAGGCUCAGACGGAAUUGGAACUGUGGGAACCGGUGGUGACAUCAAUGGAAGUGGCUCCGCAGAUGAAUUUUCCGCUCAAGUACGGAAAUGUGCGAAUGAUUGACCAGGCACCGCAGAAAAUUUCUCAGUAUCGAGUCAAGACGGACUUGAUGAAAGCGAUGGAGCAACUGGACCGACGCUAUCGGGAGCCCAAAUCUAAACCUGUAAAAUCCGUUGAGAAAUAUGCUCUGACGUUGGAGGAGUUAAAACAAAAACGCAAAGAAGCAGCCCUGCAGAAAAUGCGCGAGUUGUACAAGAUUUCCAAAAAUCGCAGAAUGAACAAAAUCAAGAGUAAAAAGUACCAUAAAUUGCAGAAACGGGAAAAGGUACGCGCGCAAAUCAAACAAUUUGAGGAACUGCAGAAAAAGGAUCCUGAGGCCGCCCUGGCGCAGCUUGAAGCCAUUGAAAAACAGCGUUAUCAGGAGAGAGCCACUUUGCGGCACAAAAAUACCGGCUCUUGGGCUAAGAACAUGCAGAUUAGGGCCAAGUACGAUAUGAACGUGCGGAAAGAACUGGCAGAGCAGUUGUCUAUUGGCAAGGAAUUGAUGGGUAAACGGAGAGUAAACGAGGACGAAUCUUCGUCCGAGUCCGGUGCGGAAGAUGUUGUUGUGGACGAUGGUGAGCAGAACGGCAAUCCGUGGAUAGGAAAACGAGGGGAACACGAAGAGGAAGCAAACCGGCAGUUUACGAGUGGUUACCGGAAAUACUGGCAGGAAAGGAAUGAAGCUGUAGAAGCAUCAAAGCGAAUGGAGGAUGAAAAUGGAGUUAGCAAUGGAUCCGAGUCAGAGUCAGGUGAAACUGAGGAAGAAAUGGACACAGAACAGGGCACUUCGUCUGAUUCGGAAGUUGAAAAAGAGCUGGCAGAAUUUAAACAGAAGGUUCAAAAAUCCAAAGCAAUUUCCACAACUGCUUGGCAAGAGGAAGAUAUAGGAGACAGACCGGUACAGAAAAAAGUGAAAAAACGAGGUGCCCGUCAAGAGGAUGUAAAUUUGGAUGAACUGUUUGAUGAGGCAGAAGAAAUUUUAAACCAAAAGGUCAAGAAAAGGGUAGCAAAGAUUCGUAAAUCAGUUGAAACAAACCCCAAAAAAGCGAGGCGAAAAAAAGGUUUAAGAAAAAAGGAUCAAAAGUCUAAGCUCGCUUUCAAGAAAAAAGUCUCUCUGGCGGACGCGGACAUGGAACUCACCGAAUCGAUUGAUAAAAACGCCAUUCCAUUCUCCGAUCAUUCGAAGCGUAACAUUUUGCCCGUGGUCCCCGACAGCUCGAAGGAGGUAACCAUUGAUCCGCAGCAGUUUGUGCAGAUGAAACCGAAGCAUCUGUUGAAUGCGUUCCCAGACUUGGACCUCGCUGGGGGUGACUUGGAUCAGGAUGAUGACUCCGACGAUGGUGACGCGAUAGAGAAAUUCCGGCGCGAGCAAAAAUUAACGAUCGCCGAAGCCUUUGAGGACGACGACAUUGUAGCGGAUUUCGAGUUAGAAAAACGGGAAGAAAAGGAUCGCAGUAAACCACAAGAAGUGGAUCUCGAUCUGCCAGGUUGGGGCUCCUGGGUCGGACCCGGAAUAAACAACAAGAAAGUGAACAGAACACGUCGAAGAAUGCUCAAACCGGCCCCGGAGCUGCCCCGCCGAGAUGAUAACCGCGAGAAGGUGAUCAUAAAUGAAGAUGCUGUGAAUAAGAAGUUGGCCACCCAUUUAGUCACCGAGUUGCCGUUCCCGUUCGUUAGCGUGAAGGAUUACGAAGCUUCGCUGCGGGCUCCGCUUGGCAGGACUUUUAUACCGGAGACGGCACACGCGACCCUGGUAGAACCGCGGGUGGUUACGAAGAAGGGCACUGUCAUCGAACCGAUGAAGAAGGAUAUCCUGCUGUCGUCUAAUCCGGCUAAAAGCUUCCGCGUUGGUGGAAAGAAGUUCAACAAGGCCGUCAAGAAAUACGAGGAGUAUUUGACCAGCGAGGAGGUGGCUGCAUGAGUUUGGUUCGAUUCAUUUCAGCGGUUAAUAAAGGUUUUUUGUAUACCUACUA
Wyeomyia smithii (pitcher-plant mosquito) is the source of this 2512-nucleotide messenger RNA. Its product is annotated as U3 small nucleolar RNA-associated protein 14 homolog A. Lineage: Eukaryota; Metazoa; Arthropoda; Insecta; Diptera; Culicidae. Gene Ontology annotation, cellular component: nucleolus; small-subunit processome. The record is from RefSeq and is a predicted model, not a curated record. Bases 103 to 2460 code for a protein of 785 amino acids. The transcript is spliced from 2 exons. Gene Ontology annotation, biological process: rRNA processing.